Messenger RNA from Leptidea sinapis, 3926 nucleotides. Its product is annotated as SUN domain-containing ossification factor. Gene Ontology annotation, cellular component: cytoplasm; membrane. The transcript has 4 exons. Gene Ontology annotation, biological process: protein folding in endoplasmic reticulum. NCBI's taxonomy places the organism in Eukaryota, Metazoa, Arthropoda, Insecta, Lepidoptera, Pieridae. The coding region runs from base 272 to 3637 and encodes 1121 amino acids. The record is from RefSeq and is a predicted model, not a curated record.
UGUCAAAACAGACAAAUUCAUUUCGAAAUGUUCGCGAUUUUUUCGUCAGUUGAAUUUUUGUCCUGAAUAACAAAUUAAUUGAAUUCUUAUUUAAAUAUUGCAAUUACUGUCCAUUCAUCAUGCUAUUGUCGUGUUAGUAAUGUUGAAAAGUGCUUAGUGUUGUGUUAUGUGUGUUGUGUCCAAUUGUUCCAAAGUUAAAAUAGGAGCUAUGUGUUUAUUGUAAUAUAUUACACAAAAUGUACUGGAUUCUGGAUUAUAUUUUCAAAGUAAGAUGAAGGGCGGGCUGUGUACUAUAUACACGUCUCUUUUGACAAUAUCCGUGCUGUCAAGCUGUGCCCUCUUCAUAUUUGUAGUGUCAGAGGCCUUACACACUGAGGAUGUUGACUCUAAGGCUGAUCUUUCAGGGCUUGGUAAUGUAUCCAAGUCACCGGACACUGCUAAAUCUGAUCCACAAAAGCCUCAAUAUGAAAUGCAGCAAUUACCAGAAACAUCAACCACGCAAGAAACAAUGGAAGAUGAUAAAAAGAUGAUUUUCCCGGACACACUGUCUGUGAACUCUGUGACUACAGAUGGGUUACCUGAAACAGGACAGCCUCCAAUACUCAUCUCUUUAACAGACAAUGCGAAAUUGGACUUGAAAGCAGACGAUCUGUUGUUCGCGAAUGAAUCUGAGCAACACAAUGAUACCAAAAGCUUCUCUAUCAUCGAUGCAUCAUCGACCAGUGAAAAACAAGAGGAUGAAGGCAAAGAAAGCACCGAGCCAAGAUUGAUCGUAAAAGCAACACCCAUGCACGAAACAAGACAAGUUGAAGAAUCAUUUCCAAGUACAACACAUGCGCCGGAAGUAGAAAGUACAGAAUCUCAAACUGAUACGAUAAUUGAAGAUGACAUAACCCUAAAACCAGAAACGCAACCACAAGAAGACAUCCCGUCAUUUUCGGAGUGGGCACAAAAACAAUUAGCAGAAGCGGAGAAGAAAGACACGGUGUUAAACCACUCGAGUCAACCUAGUCAUAGCAAUACGAAUUUUAGUAGUAAGAGCACCAAGCUGCGGUCAAAGAAUUACGCUUCGCCCGCGUGUGGUGCAAAAGUGAUUGCUGUCAACCCCGAGUCGGGGUCAGCGAGUUCAAUAUUGUCUCCUAACAGAGACGAAUACAUGCUCAAUACAUGCAACAGCAGAAUAUGGUUCGUUGUCGAGCUAUGUGAACCUGUCCAAGCUCAAAAAAUAGAAUUAGCAAACUUUGAAUUAUUUUCCUCUACUCCCAAAGACAUCGCUGUAUAUUUUAGUGAUAGAUUCCCCACACGUGAAUGGGCGAGUGUCGGGCAGUUUACGGCCCAAGAUAUGAGAGAUGUGCAAAGCUUUGAUUUAUAUCCACACUUGUUUGGAAAAUUCAUUAGAGUUGAAAUGCUUUCACAUCACGGAUCAGAACAUUACUGCCCUAUUUCUUUAUUCAAAGUUUACGGCACUUCAGAAUUUGAAGUUUUAGAAAAAGAGAGCUCGCAGCAUUCGGCGCUCAAUGAUGAAGAUGAAGACGAUGAAAUAAUAGAUAUUCCUGGUAUACUUACGCCGGAUUCUGAACCUUCUAAGAACUUGUUUGGCUCUGCAAGAGAUGCAGUAAUGUCAAUUGUUAAAAAAGCUGCGCAAGCUUUCAAAACAGAUGUUACUAAUAAUGCGUCCAGUGAACAAAACGACACAUUGUCAGAGCGGGAGUACAAGCGGUGUUGCUCUCCCAGCCAUAUUAUUGUGUGCGAUAACUGUAGUGAAACUCUGUAUAGUGAAGUGUAUGAACUUCUUAGUUGUAGUUCGGACAAAUUAUCAAACUUAGUGCGGCAAGUGUUCCUAAAAGAUACUUUAAAGUGUACUGGUAUAUGUCAACAAUAUGGUUUAGCUUUUAAAAGUACAAAAACAUUAGAAUUUGCGGAGGAACGCAACGCUUACUUAAAUGCUUUAUUUCCGCCGAAAUAUAUAGCGGCUUUGUGUAAUAUUCUUGCUAUCAAAGAGAAGAAAGUAGUGUUGAAUACUAGUUAUGAGACUGAGUUAAAUGUUACCACUAAUAUUACUGAGGAUAAUUCAACGCACAAAAUAAAUGGUGAAACAAACAGUGAACAAGAAGUUAAAGUGAUACCCAAAAAUGACCCUACUGAUGAAGAAAACAAUAAGACCGAAUUAUCAGAAGAAAAUUAUAAUGUACCUGACGAAAAUAUCGAGAAUAAACUAGUAGAUUUUCCCAAAGAUGAGAAUAGAAAAAAAGAUGAUGUCAACGACGGUUUAACGACAUUUAUUGAAGACACUCCAAUAAUAGAUACACAAGAAGACGUAAAUAUAAAUAAAAUUGAUAAUAAACUUUCCGAUAACACGGAAAAAGAAGAAAAGGAAACAAUUCAAAGAGAUAGCAACAAUGGAAAAAUUGAUAUAAUACCAGAAAAGCCCAAAGAGUCUAUAAAUAAUGGAAAUGACGAUGGAAGUGAUACCAAUAUUGUUAUCGACAACGACAAUUUUAUAACAGAAUUUGAACAAAUGGCAGUCGAUCCGCUACCGGCUGGAACACAGAACUCUAUAAAUGUCAACCAAGUCCAAAAUACAAUACAAAAAGAAUCAGUAUUUUUACGACUUUCAAAUAGAGUGAAGACGCUUGAACGCAACAUGUCAUUGUCUGGACAAUAUUUAGAGGAACUGAGCAGGCGAUAUAAAAAACAAGUUGAAGAAAUGCAAAAAUCAUUUGAAAAGACAAUCGUGCAAAUGACUGAAGAACGCCGGAAAAGUAGUGAUAGAGAACAAAAGUAUCUUGAUCAAGUGACGAAUAUGCAAGAGCAACUAAAAACAAUGACUUCGCAUAUAGAAGUAUUACUAUCGGAGCGCGAAAGUUGGUGGGGAAACGUUACUUUCUUCAAAUUUGUUAUAUUUCAAACGAUUAUCAUAAACGCACUGAUAUACUAUUUCUCUAAAAGACGAAAACCUGACCAUAUAGUGCUGCCGAUACCGAAAAAGGUGAAAAAGAAACAAGAGAGGGUGAGACGCAGAUCAGUCGACGGCGUGUCGGGGCACGCAACACCAGCCGUUAAAGUCAGAAGACCUAGUGAGGAAGCAUUUCAAAUUACACGGAAGUCUACGGAAGAAAUGGCAAAGGAAGAUGGCGAAUGGCAAGUCGCUAAGAAAAAUAGAAGAAGAAAACCUUCAAUAAUAUACAAAAGUAUGGAACCAGACGAAACUGUAAAUAUUAAUCAUAAUGAAAUACGAAAUAUUGCAGAGAACACAAUAGCAUUAGACGAAGCGGAGUACUACGCGCCCGUGACCGAUCCUGUCGUGUUCAAUGAGGUCGAAAGAAAAGAGUUACCAAAGUCAAACGGGUCUUUUUUCAACAACUUGAAAAACAAGACUCUGAAGACGAGACGUCUGUCAUCACCAGCUUUCUUGAGAACUUUUAACAGACAAAGUUUAAGAAGCAAUCCAAGUCCUGUGAUGAGUACCUUACAACCUAUCUAUAACGGGAAAAUAAGUAAGAAGGCUGCAUCAGAAUCUCCUACUGGCAGUCUUUGGUCAAACUCAACAGAGCUAUCGCAGAAUGGCCCACAUUUCACAGAAAAUGGUGGCAAAAAGAAGAAAAGCAUAAAAAAUAUUCUUAAAAAAGUAUUUUAAAGACUUUAUACUAUGUAUUUAAAUUGUAAUCUUUUUGCUUAUUUUAAGUAUUCGGCUAUUGUAAUUUAUUUAAUUGUGAAUGUUAUAUUUUAAUGUGUUAUCAUUUUAAAUUAUUAUAUAGAUUAUGUUAGAGCUGUGUAGGUGCCAAUUGUGAUAAAUUAAGAUGCCUAAUGAUAUUGUUAUGAUUUUUCAAAUGAAAUAAUAGUACCAUUGCAAUUAUUAUUAAAAUUGUGUAUGUUCAGUGAUCGAGUGUUGGAUACAAUGUGGCAUUAAAUGCGUUUUAUUUUAA